Schistocerca gregaria is the source of this 2893-nucleotide messenger RNA. RefSeq names its product transcription initiation factor TFIID subunit 12-like. Gene Ontology annotation, molecular function: TBP-class protein binding; protein heterodimerization activity; DNA binding. Gene Ontology annotation, cellular component: transcription factor TFIID complex; SLIK (SAGA-like) complex; SAGA complex. Lineage: Eukaryota; Metazoa; Arthropoda; Insecta; Orthoptera; Acrididae. The transcript has 4 exons. The record is from RefSeq and is a predicted model, not a curated record. Bases 859 to 1341 code for a protein of 160 amino acids. Gene Ontology annotation, biological process: DNA-templated transcription initiation; RNA polymerase II preinitiation complex assembly.
AAGUCGUUUUUCAUUCAACAGUCUAUCUUGUAGACACUGGUGAGGAAGCUACAUACUUUAACUAGUGUGUCAUGGCAGUGGCUAUAAUGUUUCAGUAAAUAUUUCGUUUCCCAUUCGAGAUGACGGGAGGCUACAUACUCCCUAAAAUUUUAGACGCAGCAGAAUGAUAAGCAUACUAUUCCGUACAAAAUGAAAAGCAUUCGUCGAAAUAUCAGAUUUUCAGAAGCCUUUGCAACCACGUCUGUAGUUUGCAGUUAAGUUCAUUGUGUUUUAAACUGAAACACUUGCUCAUUUACCGUCUCGUAUAUUACAACUUACGUAAAAUGGUACUUAGAAGCGAAACGUUAUCACACGAACAUAAUAGUUUAAAUGCAGUAAAUUUCAAUAUAUCAUGCUCUCUUUUAGUUUUAUCCCGUGGAAGAUCAUUAUGAAAUAUGAAGCAUCAUCUGUGCUUUGCAAAGGAAGUUUUUACUUUGACGUGUUGUGAAAGCUGCACGUGUUUACUGCAAUACCGGUAUCUUACAAAGAGUGAAAGUUUAGCUCUGUACUAAGUUUUUAGACGUCGACAAACUACUAUUGAAAAGUAGUAGGCAAUUUGAAUUAAGUCUUUCAUGAGAUUUUAAUAUAGUAUUGGAAUUCCUGGGCGCAAUAUCUUGCCACUAUCAAUAUAGAUAACACCUCGACUCCAGGAGGGAGGAGGAUUAACUGUCAGUGUACGCAGUCAAGUUUUCACGGAAUCCUCGCCACGUUCCUCUGUGGCCGGAGCGAAGCAGCGGGCAGACCUCACUGCCGGACGACGACGUCACCUACAGGAGCCGUAGGACGUAGCGUCUCGGCGUAGUCUCGGCCGAGCGGAGCAUGGAAACGGAGGCGGCAGCGGCCUCCGGCAGCUCGGCCGCCGCGGGGCCGUCGGCAGGCACCUCCGGCACGCGGGUCCCGACAUCGAUGCCGCCGUUCGACGUCCCGCCAGCGGGCGGGCCGGCGCGGAACCCGCCGCCGGGCCCCGAGGAGCCGGGAGCGGCGCCGCACGCGCGGACGCGGCUGCACGACAUCGUGAAGGAGCUGGACCCGAACGAGCGGCUAUCGGACGAGGUGGAGGAUGUGCUGCUGGAGUUGGCGGACGACUUCGUGGAGGCGACGGUGCGGGCGGCGUGCCUGUCGGCGCGCCACCGCCGCUCCGCCGUCGUGGAGGCCCGCGACGUGCAGCUGCACCUGGAGCGCCACUGGAACAUGUGGCUCCCGGGGUUCGGCACCGAGGAGGUGCAGCCGUACGCUCCGGCUGCCGAGGGGGAGGCCCACCGCCGCCGCAUGGAGCUCGUGCGCGAGGCCGUCGGCAAGUAACGGCGGACGCGUCCGGGGAGGUGACUGUCGAAAUUGUACUGGGAGGGAGCUGGCUUUCAUUUCAUUUACAGUCGACACUGAAAACGGCGGAGAGGUGUUCGGUGCGGUAUUGCAGUUCAGAGUGUGACGACAUUUGAGGAAGAGUGGUACGUUAGGAGCUGGUAGUGUGCCCCCUACCCCCUCCCCAUCCUUCCACUGCGAGAGGACAUAAGUUUGUAGACUAUAAGAAAUUGACUCAAGUACGUACACAGUGCCGUCUAUUAGUGAAAUGAGCCUACUGUCAUGCGAUAUUGGACACAAUUUUUUGCUUCAAAUUCUUCGUUUGAGAAAACUGUAAACUUUUGACAAGACGUAACAGCUAGGUGUUACUCGAGUUGGCGAGGAGAAAUUCGGAGUGCUGCCGGUAGGUGUGUCGAAAAGUGAAGGAAAUGACUAUCUAGUUCUUGGAACUUCGAUACUGUGGGCAGAGGUAGGUUGCUAGUUAACGUAAAGAAGAUAAGUUAAGUUCCAGACAGAUACAAUUAAAAGGCACUCACGUAUAACUUUCAGCCGCGGCCUCGAUCGGCAGAAGAGAAAGGCGGACCGUUCGUAACGCUGGCGAGCACACCUAGUGCAUGUGUGACCGCGAACUCUGGCAGCUCUGACCGAGGUAUCGGAGCUGGCAGCCGUGUGUGCACGAAGUAAACUGCCUCGUGUGUGCGGACGGGAUACGUCUGUCUUCUGUUGAGGCAGUGGCUGAAAGCUUUAUGUAAGUGUAUUUUAAUUGCGACUUGACACAUCUUCUUUACAGUAAAUAGCACUCUGUCUUUUCCUACACUGUCAAUAUUCCUCCCCGGAGUUUAGUUCUAGGAACUGUUCGAUAAUUCGUCACGGGGGAUAGGUUUCGGAAUUACGACGACAGAGGCGUACCCGUCACGAGGAUGGGGGAGACGGGUGGUGGAGGUGGUACGUAACAUUGUCGUUCAUGCUUGUUACACGUUUCGGUCACCAGUAACCGGAAUUUCCCGCCACGAUUUGUGUGCCGGUCACCCGUACCGUCUUUCGGUGGCUGUACGAGUGUACGGUUUAGCUACUAGCUGUAACUUCCUUUCAAGUGGAGGACCUCGGUGACAUCACAAAAUUUUACCAGUCCCUGUGCUGUUAGCGUGUAGAGAAAUCAUAGACUGGAAGUUUUGUGCAUACACUUUAUUUCUCUUUUAUGUGGGACAAAUUUUGGUCUCUCUGCUGAAAUCCUAGAAACAUUUAUCAGUGGUAGCUUUUGUGAUAUAUUUAUUGUCCUGUGUAAUUUUUGUGUGUGUUCGUAAGAUGUACACGACUUGUAAUUGCUUAACAGGCAUACUGUUUUAAAACACUGAAAAACAUUUGGAGGACGGUUUCAGUAAAAUAUGUUUGACAUUCUGGUCAAAUACAAAUAAUAAGGUAAUAAUUGUCGUCGGAGUGUUGUGUUAUAUUUCUGAAUUUUCAUAUUUCUUCCAAAGUUAAAAUUUUUUAAAAAAGUUAUGAGAUGCAGCAGUUGCUACCUAAUUGAAAUACAGUGUUUCCAUAAACUGUC